UAAUUGAUAAUGGGUAUUUCCUGGCGCAGCCGCAGCUGGUCACACUUACGCGUAAACAAACAACGAAAAAAGAAUGUUCCAAUAAAGAAUUACGAACUAAAUUAAAAUCGCACCUAUAACGAUCAUAAAUAAUACUCUCGCCAGCGGAAGAUCAUAGUUUGCGGGUGGAAAGUGCGAAAAUAGCCCAGUUUAUGUGCAAUAUAACAAUGGAAUUUUCCGCUGCUGGCUCCAAAGCACCGAAAAAUUGAAUAAAAAAACCCGUUCACCAAAAAAAAAAAAAAGGGCGGGGGGGCCCGUGAGGGAGGCCAGCGCCAACACAGAGGGGCACGAGAAGGCGAACGGAGUGGGAGAAGGAGAAGCGAUAACAAGAACGACGCAAAGGUAGUUAACGAGCGUUGACAAGGGAGCGAAAGAGAGGUGGCUAAGCGAGCGUGCAGAUUCCAACGCAGAGAUCUGCAUACUGCUGGGACGCACCACGAUGCCACGCCCCCCACAACACGGAAGCGACCAUAAGUCGCACCUGCCCGUCGCACUCCUGUUGAUGGUGGUGCCCAUUUUGGUCAGCGGAUCGCAUCCCAGUUCCAGUUCUCCGCCCGAAAUACAACCAUUCCGCCAAUGCGAGACCAUUCGGAUCGAGAUGUGCCGGAAUAUCGGCUACAACGAGACCUCCAUGCCCAACCUGGUGGGCCACGACAUGCAGACGGACGUGGAUGUGACCCUGCAGAGCUUCACCCCGCUGAUCGUGUACGACUGCAGCUCCCAGCUGAAGCUCUUCCUCUGCGCCGCCUACUUGCCCAUGUGCACGCCCAAGGCGCCCGUCCACGCCAUCGGUCCCUGCCGCAGCCUCUGCGAGUCCGUCCAGAUCCGCUGCCAUCCUGUGAUGCAGGGCUUCGGCUAUCCCUGGCCACCGGCCCUCGACUGCAAGCGCUUCCCCAAGGAGAACAACCACGAGACCAUGUGCAUGGAGGGCCCCGGUGAGAUGCACCAGCCGCAGCAGGAGCAGGAUCCACCCGGAGGCGGGAUGGGCAUGGGAAUGGGCGAUUGCUCCGGCCUGGCCAAGUCCCAUUUGUACGUGAAACUGCCUCGGUCCGGCCGUUGUGCUCCGCUCUGCGACGCGGACAUCCUCUUCACCCCAUCGGAGAAGCACCUGGCCGAGAUUUGGGUCUCCACCUGGGCGUACGCUGCCCUUGGCCUGGCCCUGGUCUCCACCGUCUGUCUCCUGGCCAGCGACGGCACUCGGUGGUCUCGCUUGCUCUCGCCGCUCAUCUGGUGCCACAACAUGGUCACCCUCGGCUGGACGGUGCGUUUUGUAGUGGGCAGGACGGCCACGGCCUGCGGCACGGAUCCCCAGGCGCCCAACGACUCCCUGCUGACGGUUGAUGGACUCUCGAACGCCUCCUGCGCGAGUGUCUUCCUCAUGCGCUACUACUUCGGCAUGGCGGCCUGUGCCUGGUGGGCAGUGCUCUGUUUGGGCUGGCACCGCGACAUCCGCCGGCACAGUCCCGACUCCAAGGGCCAUGUGGCCAUACCCUCGCCCGCCAAGAGGACCAGCGCCGCCAAGAACGCCCAGCAGGAGCUGGCGCAGAACAACUUUGUGUGCUUCGUGGCCUGGGGACUGCCGGCCUUCCAAACGGCCGCUGUGUUGGUCUUCCGUUACGUGGACGCUGAUGAGUUGCUGGGUGCCUGUUUUGUGGGAAACCAGUCGGACAAGGCCCUGCAGGUGCUGGUGGCCACGCCGGUCUUCUGCUACUGGAUCUUUGGCUCGAUGAACCUCAUAUCCGGCUACCUGGUCCACUGCCGCACCAAGGAGAUACUGAGGAGCAGCAACACGCUGACCCUCCAGCAGCAACUUCAGCAUCUGAGUGCCCACAGCAGCUCCGGCAUUGGGAUCUUCCUGUUCAUUUACGGACUGGCCUGCGCGCUCCUCCUGUUGGCCGUCAUCUACGAGUUUGCCAACAUCGAUGUCUGGCUGGGAUCGGGUGACGCCGGUGGCACACCGCUGUGGCCGUUUUUGGUGCGCGCUUUCAUGGAACUGAUGCUGGGCAUUUGCUGCUUCGCUUGGGUCCUGGGGCCCAGUAUCUCGACGCUGUACAAGCGCCAGGUGGGCAACGGCCGGACGAAGCCAGGCUCGGCCAUGGGAGCCACUAGCUCCGUGGGCGGAGCCCUAGAUGGCCAGAGCAGCUCGCGAGGAUCGCACGCAGCCUGCAACAGCACAGUGGUGUCGUACCACUCGGUGCGUCCCUCGAUGGCCAGUGCUCCCCUGCUGCCGAGUCCCUACAAGCUGAAGAGUUCCCCGGGAGCCGGAUCCAUCUCGCUGAAUCAGAUGUCCAACUACUCCCUGGGCCGGAGCACCCACCACCACAACCAGCCACAGCAGCAGCAGCAGCAUCUCCAUCUGCCCAACCCGUAUCACACCCAGCCGCACCACCACCAUCACCACCAGCACCACCCGCAUCACCAGCAUCACCAACACCAGUCGUCGUCCUCGCACCGCCUGUACUAUCCGCCCGGUAGCUACAGCUCCCAGAAGUAUUACCCCCACUUGCAGCACUACGGCGACGAGACGCUGCUCUAGGUAGGGCCAUUUCCAAGCCGGAGCUCCCCAGCUCCCGCCAGUCAUCAGUCACCAGUCAAUGUUCCUGCAGCAGCUGUGCUGCGCCCAAGUCAGCCGCGAUCGAGUACUGUACUUAAAUCUAACUAACCAUUAGGCCCUUGCCCUUGCCGGCCUACCCCAUCGACACCCCAUCUAUGUACUGUGUAUAUAACCCACUAGCUAGAAAAUGGCCCCGGAAGUGUCCUGUCCCCCAGACUAAUUGUAAUUGUAAGCCACCCAGAGCCGCGAUGGCCCAGAUCCAGAUCGUAUUGUAUUUCCGUGUGUACUUAAUGUUUGCUCCUAAUUAGUUGCCCUUGCGUUGCCUUUUUAGCCGUUUUGGUGUAACCAAAUCCAAUAAUCGCUCUUGCCUUGCCCGUCAGUGCGUAUAGCACCUUUUUUCGAUUCUUUUACCAUAUAUACUAUAUACGAUAUAUAUAUUUUCGAGAGAAAGUGUAAUACGCAGCAACCAACUACUGUGAUACGCAUAAUCAUGUCUAUAAGGACCUAUCUUCCACCCCCUUCUUUCCUGCCUUUGAAACGAAAAUCAACCGAAAAACUGAAAGUGUACUUAACUUAACUAUUGAAUUGAAAUUAAAACAAAAUUGCAAUCGUAGCCUUAAAUUGUAUUCAGUGUGCCAUUAGCUUUAGGGACUUCAUUCGAGUCGAAAAUCAAUGUCUUUUUGACGCAAAAUCAAUGGUUUAAACUUAAAUAUUUGAAACGUGUGUCCAACUAACAACUGCAAUCGCAAACGCAAACAUAAAUGUAUUUCGUACGUGUAUUUUUUUAUAUUUUUAAAUGUAACUUAUUUGCUAGCGAAUAAAGUAUCGAAAGUUAA
Molecule: messenger RNA, 3429 nt
Organism: Drosophila ananassae
Lineage: Eukaryota; Metazoa; Arthropoda; Insecta; Diptera; Drosophilidae
Gene: fz4
Product: frizzled-4
Exons: 4
Coding region: 479-2575 (698 amino acids)
Biological process (GO): non-canonical Wnt signaling pathway; canonical Wnt signaling pathway
Cellular component (GO): plasma membrane
Molecular function (GO): Wnt receptor activity; Wnt-protein binding
Source: RefSeq, a predicted model, not a curated record